Saccharomycodes ludwigii is the source of this 2439-nucleotide messenger RNA. RefSeq names its product Mkt1p (gene MKT1). The record is from RefSeq and is a predicted model, not a curated record. The transcript has a single exon. The coding region runs from base 1 to 2439 and encodes 812 amino acids. Lineage: Eukaryota; Fungi; Ascomycota; Saccharomycetes; Saccharomycodales; Saccharomycodaceae. Gene Ontology annotation, molecular function: 5'-3' DNA exonuclease activity; 5'-flap endonuclease activity. Gene Ontology annotation, cellular component: nucleus. Gene Ontology annotation, biological process: mismatch repair; DNA double-strand break processing; DNA recombination.
AUGCCUAUUAGAUCGCUUGAAUCAUAUUUGUUUGAAAGAGGAUUGGUUGGUUGCUGCCCAAUUGAAUCUAUUAAAAAUGCAAGACUAGGUAUUGAUGUCGAUCAUUAUAUGUCUCGCUUAUUAACUCCCAAAAGGGAGCAAUACUUAGAUGCUAUUGGUGGAUCACCAACCACCUUAACUAUGUUUUUGGAGAGUGAUUUACAAAUUUUUAGGGAGUUGAAUAUUACGCCUGUUUUUGUUUUUAACGGGUUCGAAACUUUUAAUCAAAUGGAGCAUAAUCAAAAGGAAAAUGAAAAACUUGCCAAAGCCGGUCGUUCCACUAUAUUUCCAUCCAGGAAUAACAUUACUAAUACUACCAACAACAAUGGCAAUGACACCAGUACUCGUAUCAAUUCUCCAUACAAUUCUGCGUCUUCUUCCAUCAAUUCAUUGGUGGAUACAUCAUCUAAAGAAUUGAGUUUAAUUCAAAGAAAUCGAGCUUGGUCUAAUUGGAAUACUAUUUUGGAAAAUAGCGAAUCCACCUACAUUGAUCAACCCUUAUUUCCUAAUGAGCCUUUUAGAUUUGGCAUCAAUCCUAUUGAUACGAGAAUAUUUAAGGCUAAUUUGAUUAGAUAUUUUAUUGAGCAUAACAUUCAAUACCAGGUUGCUCCCUUUGUUUCUUGGUUUCAAUUGGCAUAUCUUUUACAAAAUGAUUAUAUUGACGCAAUUUAUGGUUCCACCGAUUUGUUAUUAUUAAGCAAUAUUGACAGAUUUAUUUUAGGUAUGGAGUUUCCUAGUAAGGAAAUGAGAUUUGUCGAUAGAAUUCGUAUAUUUAAUGAGUUUCAAGUAUCACAAGAAGAGUUUGUAGAUAUUGCAAUGACAUGUGGUAACCCAUUGCAACCGGAAGUCUUGCCUCCAUUGCAAAUAUAUCCAAUAACCCAAGUUUUUGAAGUUGGGUUAAACAUGGUUUUAGCCAAUGGUACCGAUUUUUAUUACUACUUAUUAAGCAAUGAGCCCAGAAGUGUUUCCAAAUAUGAAAAGGGUGUUUCCUCUUUAAGAAAUAUGCCUGUUUUAUUCGAAAAUGGUAGAGUUUCUAUCUUUACACCUAAUGCUGAGGAUAAAUCGAAAAUCCCAAAUAAUGCUCACGAGUUUAUUUCUCAAAGAUUGCCACACGAGUAUUAUUUUUACUAUUCUUUAGGGUUGAUUACUAGCGGUAAGUUGUUAGAUGCUAUUUGCAGUGGGGUUUACAAAGAAGAUAUUCCGUUAGGAUCGAUGUUUAUACCAUCGUAUCGCACGUUGGUAGACAAAUCUAUAGAUGACUUUAAAAGUAAAGAAUUAAACUUAUUAACUGCUCCAAUUAAUAGAUAUUACCAAAUCAAAGCAAUUAAACAUCUAGACUGGUUUGGCCCGAAAGAGACUAAUAUUUCUCAUAAAAUGAGUCCGUCCGUUUUUGAAAGAAUGAAUCAUAUAUUGGUGAAAACAGAUAAGGACGAACCGUUCACCGUGGCAAAUUUUAUUAAACUAUUCGAUGAUAAAAAUGCCGAUUGGGAAUCUAAAUUUUUUGUUGCUGACGUUAUUUUUCCAAACAACAUUGAACUUGGAAAAAAAUUGAGAACUCCCUAUGAUUUGUUAUCGACCGUUUUAUUAAGAUUUUUAAUUUUAUUGGGGUUUUUUGACGUGGAUUAUAGCAAGAAAACUUUAAAAGCAACUAAAUACGGAGAAAUUUUCUUGAACUUUAACUCUUUGGGGAUUGAAGAUGGUUCUGAAUUUUUGGUUUUACUAAUGUUCAUGAAAUACAGUAGCAUAAGCUUGAAUGAUUCCUUAGCUGCUACUGAGAAUGCUAGCAGUAACGAUGCCAUUUCCUACAACAGUUCUUUAUCUAAAUUUACCCUAGACAGCUAUCCAAUUGAAUCUAGGUACAUUACAAUAAUUUCCCGCUUGAUGUUAUUAUUUUCGUUCCCAUCCAAACCUUUUAAUUAUCAUGGACCUAUAGAUCGUUCUUUAUUAUGUUUUAGAGAUUAUUUCCAAUUUGUUCAAUUGAAUAUGUCUGAAAUGUUUGAUUCAGUAUGCGUUUCAUGUUUAUGUAGUGGCGAAUUCGAUAGGUUAAGCUUGAAAAAUAAUAGCGAGUGGGUUCACAAGAUUGUAGCACAAAUGUUAUUCAAAUUGCCUAUACCAAACACUUUAAUGGCUAUGAUGUGGGAGUUUUAUUUGCAAAAAUGUUUACAUAAUGGUUCAAUAGGCUCUGAAGCAGAAAAAAUGGUUUCUGACUGUUUUCAUGCCAAUAAAUUGAUUAAUGGUGAUAUCAAACAAGAAGUUUUUAAAAAGGGAUUUAAAAUUAUUAGUCAAUUUUCAAGUUUAAUUAAAGAAUGUAAUAGAGUUGGAAUUACUAAUGAAAGAGAUUACGAGAUCUACAAAAAUGCAGUGUUGUUUGCCCAAAGUACAUUUGAAGUAAAAGAUUAA